GCGUGCCUCCGACCUACAUUUCCCAGGAAGCAUCGCGACACGGACCGCCGGCGCUGCGAGGCGGGGCAGGAGGGGGCUACGCUAGGGGGCCGAGGGGAGCUGUAGUCCGGCUCGAGAUCCCCACUCGCCGAGCUGUACAUUCUCGAAGGCUUGGGCUAGGGGGCGGAGGAGGGCCCCUCGCCCGCGACCGCGCCGAGAGUUUACAUCAGAAUCAACCUCUGCUGGCGACCCUGGGUCUGGCCCCUUAGCCGCGGAUCCCGGACAACAGCCUUUGGACCUGGGAAGUUGCAGUAUGCACGGCAACUGGUCCCUCCUGCUGUCCAGCUCCACCUCUGCCUCAGUUUCUCCCCCAUUGGCCCGCAUGCUGUUGGGAGGCGGUGCCACGCCCUCACUUCUCGGGCCGACCGAGCCGGAAGUGGGUGUGGCCUUUACGUUGCUACGCAGGCGCACAUUCUAACUGUUGGCAGCGGAAGGAAGAGGUAGCGAUGGCGGCGAUGGAGUCGGAAGUGCUGCCCCCGGCCUCUGCCCCCGAUUUGAAAUGGUACGAGAAAUCGGAAGACGCUCCUGAACCUCAGAUGGACCUGCUGGAGACCCACUGUGCCCAGGAACAGCCCAACCCUUCCGAACUCUUUUGUCCUAGAGACUGCUUGGUACCAGUGGUGUUUCCUGGGCCUGUGAGCCAGGAAGGCUGCUGCCGGUUUACGUGUGAACUUCUCAAGCACAUCAUGUACCAACGCCAGCAACUGCCUUUGCCCUACGAACAGCUCAAGCACUUCUACCGCAAAACAUCUCCCCAGGCGGAGGACAUAGCAAGGAAGAAACCUCGGACGGCCAGUGAGGCGAGCAGCAGGAAGUGUCAGCAAGCCCUGGCGGAGCUGGACAGUGUCCUUGGCCACCUGGAGGACCUCUUUGCCCGGACACUGGUACCACGAGUGCUGAUCCUCCUCGGGGGCAGUGCUGUAAGCCCCAAGGAGUUCUAUGAACUUGACCUGUCCCGGCUGGCCCCUCUCAGUGUGGACCAGAGCCUGAGCACGUCUGCUUGUCUGCGCCGGCUCUUCCGAGCCAUCUUCCUGGCUGAUGCCUUCAGCGAGCUGCAGGCUCCUCCACUCAUGGGCACCAUCAUCAUGGUUCAAGGUCACCGAGACUGUGGAGAGGAGUGGUUUCGACCCAAGCUCAACUACCGGGUACCUACCCGGGGUCACAAACUCACCGUGACCCUGUCCUGCGGCAGACCUUCUGUGCCAGCCUUGGCCUCUGAGGAUUACAUUUGGUUCCAGGCACCAGUGACGCCUAAGGGUUUCCACGAGUGACUGAGGGCACCUCUUGCUCUAGAAGCACACUGACUGCAUGCCGUCCCUGUGGCACCUGGUCACCGUCUCUUGUGAGUCUAGAGAUGGUGCUGCCUCCCUCGAGCUUUGGAUGGAGGUGUGACUGAGACAGAAAUCAUCAAGGAACAACCUCUCUAAAUCAAGUUGAUCUCCCAGAGGGUGCUGGUCAUGUUUGUUUGGGGUUGGAAAGCAAAGAUGGGGCACAGACAGACUCCUACUGAGGUGGCCUUUUCUGCUUUAUCUCUAUCCUUUCAGGAUUUUUGCCAGGUUAAUAAUGUGGCUCAUGAUGGAAGAAUUUAUAUAUGAAAUGAAUAGAAUCAUAUUAAAAUUUCUUGAAAUUAUUGACUCAAAAAAGACUUCAUUCAGCCUUUAGGCUAUUUUGUUUUUCUUCUGGGCCUCUUCAGCUUCAGAGUUUCCAAGAUUUUUUUACUAGUAAUUUUUUCUCUUCCUCAGCCCUAGGCCAGUCUAGAAAGUGAAAUGACUCCGUAUGUGGCUUGAUAGCAGAAUUGGGAUGAGAGUCCUUAUUGGAUAACUUCUAGCCCAGUGUUCUUUCCUUGCCACAUAUAGAUCUGUGUGAGCCUUAAGUUCCCCUUAUAUUUGUGUGCCCAGAGCAGAGAUGGAGUAAGAAACAGGCCUCUUCACAAGCCACACUGUGUCCGACUGCUCGGGAUCCUGUGGGGUUUUCUUCCCUCAGCCAUGUGUUUCCUGGAGCUCUGACCAGCCCUUCCCUGCAGUUUUUUGAUGGCUGCUGUCUGUAGCUAUUGGCAAAACCCUGCCCUCCUGCCUGUGGCGGUUUCUCUUCAGCUGUGUCUGACUUGGCCAUUGUGAACCUUGCUGGUGGCCUCUCUGGUUUGACAGCCCUGACCACCAAGGGUUAGUGCUCUUGGACCCUGGGGAAGAAAACCCCCUACUCGUUUCCUGGAAGCAAAUCGAGGACAGAAUCCUCACCUGGCUGGUGUUGGAGAUGGUGUGAUUGUACACAAAGGAGGACAGCAGUACAGAUGGUGCAAGGAUUUGGGGAUAGAUAAUAUAUGUAAAGUGCUGGAAACAGUAUCCGACAUGUAUGCAAGUUAUUUGUUUUUUUAUGUUGGGAAUUAAACUCAGGUC
This is a messenger RNA of Fukomys damarensis (Damara mole-rat), 2435 nucleotides long. It is a transcript of the gene Mad2l1bp, whose product is annotated as MAD2L1 binding protein. Gene Ontology annotation, biological process: regulation of exit from mitosis. Bases 486 to 1310 code for a protein of 274 amino acids. NCBI's taxonomy places the organism in Eukaryota, Metazoa, Chordata, Mammalia, Rodentia, Bathyergidae. The transcript is spliced from 4 exons. The record is from RefSeq and is a predicted model, not a curated record. Gene Ontology annotation, cellular component: nucleus.